UACUACUACGACUACUGCUUGAUAAUAUUCAGGUUGGCUCAACUUCUCCCAAACUACUCGGUCUCCCAGGGCUCAGUCGCGUGCCAGACUUUCUCUAUUGCAGAAGACGCAACAACAACGUCUUGAGUCCCCGUGUCGGAGUCUGCCUACACCACGAGUGAGUUCUCUCCCUCUCUCGCCUGCAUUCAUACCAGUGCAUUGCAAAUCCUACUCGAUACAUAUAUCAUCUCGUUGCGAAUCACCGUCUCAAAUCGCAAAUUUUAAGUAGUUUUACCUGCCUCAGUUUCUCAAUGUCUUUCGCGAAGGAGUAAAGUGCGCAGCCAGAAAACCACGACGAGCAGGUGAAGAAUAAGUCACAAGUGUGCCGUUUGUGGUUACAUAAGAAGAAGAAGUACAGUGGUAAUAAAACAAGUGGGUCUUCUGCUUAACCAUGCAACCCAUGAUUAUGGAUUCCAACGACGAAAACAAGACGCCCGACAUACCCUGUUGUCAACCCCGAAUGCCCGUUUUGGCGGAACUCUUGUGCUCCGAAGUGUCCGACCAUGAUCUCAUUGAGAGUGGGGCUCGGAGUUUGGAGCAUUGUGACAGUUCGGUCAUGUCCUACUUUGAUCCGGCGGUGCUCCAUCAUCCAGAAGUCAUGUCUCGUCUCAAGUUCUUAGAGUCGCAAGUGGAAACUCCAAAGAGCUAUUUUCACUCGGAUGACAAAUCUGAGAUUUUGCCCUUCAUGCGGAAAGUCGUGGCGUCGUGGAUGUUAGAGGUUUGUGAAGAACAACGCUGUGACGAGGCCGUGUUUCCGCUAGCAAUCUCACUCCUGGACCACUUUUUAUCCGAUUGUCUCAUCAAAAAGGAGCAGCUGCAAUUGGUCGCUUGUGUGUGUCUCCUAUUGGCAUCCAAAACCCGACAGUGUAAUCAUUUCUCGCUGGAACUGCUCUGCUGGUACACGGACAACUCGGUGUCCCCGCAGUCACUCCGGACCUGGGAACUCGCCAUUUUGGCCCAACUAAACUGGGACGUGAAUCUCAUAACGGCGAUGGAUUUUGUUGACCUGCUUCUCGUCCGGAGUUCAGAGUUUGAACCUUACCCGUCCUCCAACAAGCAUGGCAGCAUUGUUCGAAGACAUGCCAUCACAUUUAUUGCGUUGUGCUCAACCGAACCAAGAUUCGUGGGGCUUAAGCCAUCCCUCAUUGCGGCAUCCGCAAUCUACGCUGCGGUUCGAGGGUUACGCCUGGAAGCCAACAAUUUGGCCUUCUUGCUGUCAGAAAUGGCAUCCGUGAGCCAAGAUCAGCUCAGAUUCAUCUCGAGCUCCAUCGAACAAGUAAUUUCGUCCGAAAUCAAGGUGAUGGAACAACAAGGAUUGGAUGGACCAUUGGCGAAAUCCGUGUCAUCCGUGUCGAAAGGGAAGGCGUGUGCUUACUCCUCCUCCGUCUCCAGUGCUAGCCAGAUAUCCGAAGAAGUUCUCGUAUGACGAGGACGGAAUUUCUAAAGUUUUAUUAUUCCACUAAGUAAUUUACCUACUUUCUCUCUGUUCCAGUUUGAAAAGAAUGUGCGUUUGGAAAUAGUCAGGAUCAGCAUAUGUAGAAAAAGUGUGUGUAGAAUUGCACUCUUACUUACGGUUCGAUCCAGUUUUAUGUAAUCCUCCCGGUAUUAAAGUUUUUGCUCCAUUGUUAGUAAUUUUAAGUUACAAUAAUAAGUUAGCAAGUGUGCGAUCUCUAAUUAAUUUUACCAAUUUGAAGGCAUUUAGUUGAUUAAGAAGAGUUCUAAAAUAAUUUAUUGUAUGCAUAAGUUGGGCGUAAUACAUUAGUUUAAGUUGGGGAAAAUGGUAUGUAUUAAUGGGAUUGGGUACAAUAACAGUAUGAUCUCGGGGUUGUUGUGUGUUUGGAGCUAUAUGAAUAAGUAAAACGUGCCUUUCCUGGUGGCUACACGUCGGUCGGUUGGUUGGGGGAACGGAUAGGUCGAAAGUUUACAAAGUUUUUCAAUUACGAUUACAAUUAGAGAUGAUACUAGACUAGGAAUGCUCCAGUUACCUCUUGGUCCUUAAAAGUGUGGUGGUGACCGAGAAAAUUUAAUUUCUUGUAGAUGACUAGCAUAUGAUGCGGUUAUAUAUUCUUACAUACAAAUAGUAAUAUGUAUGCGUAAUGUAAUAGUGUAUGCACUGCUUCGUUGUCCAAAGACAUGCAACAUAAAUUCUAGUCUUUUACAAAUACAUACAUAAGCAUAAAGUACUUUUUACUCAUAUUGAAUUUAUUCUGUUUCAACUACAUAUAACAAAUGAAUAAACUGUAAUAUCUUAACAUGAAGAGAAUAAUAC
Messenger RNA from Folsomia candida, 2308 nucleotides. Its product is annotated as G1/S-specific cyclin-D3. The transcript has 4 exons. Gene Ontology annotation, molecular function: cyclin-dependent protein serine/threonine kinase regulator activity. Lineage: Eukaryota; Metazoa; Arthropoda; Collembola; Entomobryomorpha; Isotomidae. Bases 431 to 1465 code for a protein of 344 amino acids. Gene Ontology annotation, cellular component: cyclin-dependent protein kinase holoenzyme complex; cytoplasm; nucleus. Gene Ontology annotation, biological process: regulation of cyclin-dependent protein serine/threonine kinase activity; positive regulation of G1/S transition of mitotic cell cycle; mitotic cell cycle phase transition. The record is from RefSeq and is a predicted model, not a curated record.